Messenger RNA from Xylaria bambusicola, 2723 nucleotides. RefSeq lists its product as uncharacterized. The record is from RefSeq and is a predicted model, not a curated record. The coding region runs from base 184 to 2364 and encodes 726 amino acids. The transcript has 2 exons. Gene Ontology annotation, molecular function: protein binding. NCBI's taxonomy places the organism in Eukaryota, Fungi, Ascomycota, Sordariomycetes, Xylariales, Xylariaceae.
CGGCCGUAUUGCUUCGAAUUUAUUUGCUGGAUAGCUUCAACAUCAUUGAAUUCAAACCCGUGGCCAUAUGACGAGCACCAUGACUGGCGGCUUAGAAUAGUUCUUUACGCACGCUGCUUCUAUCUUCCAGCUCAUCUGCACACUUGAACUAACCCAAUUGUCUCUGUUCGAAAUCGCUACACCAUGGCCCCAAGCACUACGGCGCGCGUCCGUCGCACAGCGCAAAACACUCAAUACACAUAUAACAUCCCCCGUCGCAUCCACACAGUCCACACCUAUCCCGUAUUAUCACCCCAGGGAGCCACGAUCAUCAUAUACGGCCACGAGAAUGGUGUCACUCUCGUCUGGCGCGGUGGUCGCCGUUUCAAGCCUGAAGUGCAGGAGGCUGCUGCGAAGGGGGCCAAUGGCAAACAGAACGGUCAGCCACCGCAAGAUGCCGUCAUGAUUCUUGAUUCAGAUGAAGAAGAUGCCCCCGAACCCGAGACGUUCGUUGAUAAGCCGCAAUUUGAAGAGACCCUUGACGACGAAUCCACCUACCCAGAAAUCACACAGACCCUCGACUUGGAGUUUGAUACCGCCGUCAUGCAUAUCUCUACGCUACCACUCACGCCCUGCCUAGCCGAGGAUGCUUCAUGGGAAGGAACCGAUAUUCUCAAGGAGAAGAUCGUUUUCACUGCCUCGUGCUCCACACGCGAAGUAUUCCUGGUUACGCUACCGCUCGUCCCCCCGUCCCCUCUCAGUAAAUCUAGAAAGGGGUUACAGGAAUCGCUGUUGGCUGGCAAGGCAGGCAACGGCAAAUGGGGGGAGACGGUGACACUGCUGGCUGGCCAGCAAAAGCCUUCUGAUGGGUUGGCCAUGACCCUCAUCAGGCCGAGACCUACACGAAGUAAAUCCUCGGAACGCUCAAGGUCAACGAACCGAGCGCUUCAUCGUGUUGUUGUCGCAGCUCAUUGCCGUGAAGCAGCCGGGGCGCUGCGACUAUGGGAUGUCCCCCUCGAAGUUGCGGCCAAACCUAGUCAACAGAUUGAACCGUUCCAGACAGAGUACCUGCCCAAGCCAUUGACGUCUAUCUCUUUCAACGCGACACACUCCACACAACUUCUUUGCAAUGCAUCCCCAAACGCUGUACGCAUCUAUGAUUACAACAUGGCGUCCAUGCCGCCUGAUGACAUAUCAGAGGGUCCUUUCCCUUCCCAGGGCUCAUGGCUCAUCUCUCUCUACCCCCCUUUCGUCCGGCAAUCGACAUCUAGAAAGCCAAUAUUGGCCGCCUCCUGGAUUGCUCGUGGUCGUGCGAUAUUCGUCCUGCUUGCGGACGGCGAGUGGGGUAUCUGGGAUAUUGAUGGUGUCUCCCCACAAGGCUCUGCUCACUUCGGAAAGCCUGGUUCUGGAAUUGUUGGAGAUGCCAUCACCGAGUUCAAUAUCAGUGGCUAUGUCGAAGGCACGAGUCCACUACGAAACCCUGGAACACAACGCACGUCAGGUAGCACUUCCGAAUUUGUUCCAAUGACACCACACUCCCGGCGUGAUGCAUUUUCAAAUACAUCUGGUCCAGAACGUCUCGCCACAGUUAGCGGAGGCGUUGUCGUCACACCACUACCGUCGAGUACUACAACAACAGCGGAUGAAAACGUUACGCUAUGGAUUGGCAGCUUGGAUCACGUUUUCACCAUACCUGGUCUUUUCAAAUUUUGGGACGCUCAAAUACGGAAAAGCGCUGGAGGUGGCGUGAAUCUUUUUAGCGGAGCACAGCCUACACGCAUGAUUCGUCUAAAUGAUCUCUCAGUCGGUCUGAUGGGUGAACGAUGCACUCAAGUCGGAGCUAUUGUCCGCUUUGCCGAGACUGGUGGCAUGAGCGCUCCCGGCAAUGAAGGUUUGCCUGUCGAUGUGGUGGUGUGUGGUGAGAGCAGACUUGUAAUAAUACGGGAAAGUGAGGCAGCAGUUGGCACUCGUAUUGGAGGUGUCAUCAGCCGUCGAAAGAGGUUGAGUGACAGAGCUCGGGACACUAGUGCCAUCAUCGUUCAUCCAAGACCGGAACAGCCUAGCAGCAUAGCCUACAAUCUCUCUCUUGGCCCGCGACGGAGAUUGUCUCGACCCAUUUCAUUAAGCAAAUAUGAUGAAACGGCGGGAGACGACAUGAUGGCAGCUGACAAAGAAAAGUCGCCAGUGCAAACACCAUCAAAACCACCUAGUGGGUUUGACUUCGCCGCCUACCUAAGUGCGGCUGCAGACCAGGAACAACAAGAUGGUGAUGAGGAAAGAGAUGUGGAGAUCGAGAUGCUGGAUAUAAUGGAGAUCGACCGUGAACUAGAUGCUAUGGAUGGUGGACGAGGAAGAGGCCGAAAGAAGGUCAUGUUUGACUCGUAGUCUUCUGACUAGCCGCCUACGCUGCACUCGGCAUAAGAGUUUAGACAUGUCACAGGUGUACAAUACCCAAGCUAACACUUGUGAAUUAUAGGGUUACGAAGAAUAGUCAGAUCAUGUACUAUGGGCCCUAUUUAUAAUAAUGACCUCGCCAUUUUCGUUGUCGCUGUCCCCGAUGCUUGUUUUCGAAGUCGUUACCCUAAAGCUUUUCCCUGGCCACUGUCAACUGUCUUGUUUUCUACUAUUUACAGCCUUUUUUUCUUUCCUUUUUGAAUGUGGCAUUGCCCAUUUCCGCGCGGCAAGGUGGAGCACAAGGCGAGAUCAUUCCUUGCAGCUCUGUAAUCCAUGCGGUACAUUAACAG